AUGGUUCCUGACCUCAUGUUCGCCACGUCCAUCAUCAUUUACUUGUCGUCCUUCAUCGGCAUGAUUGGUAACCUCAUCGUCCUGUUCGCGUUCAUCAGCAACGCCAUCCGGCACAAGUCGCUUCAGCCGCUGGACCGCAUCAUCGUCAACAUGGCUCUGGUGAACCUCUUCCUCUGCUGCUACAAGGCCAUUCCUGGGCUGCUCAUCUUCAGCAGCGCAAAAGUUUUUGGGGAACUGGGCUGCCGGAUCCUACUCUAUACGUACCACACGUUGCGGCUGAUUAGCAUCUGGUCCGUCGAGAACCUCAGCUUCCUGCACCUGAUCAAAAUCCGAAGGCCCAACCACCAAUGGUCAAAAUUCAUCUACCGGCACCAAGGGAAAUAUGUCAACAGCACCAUCGUCGGCUGCUGGAUAUUCAGUAUCAUCUUGCAAAUCCCUUACAUGCUGUACGAGAAAACGGCGGCCGGGAGAAACAAGACGAUAACCUUCCUGGCCACCUCGACGUGCUUGAGAUCCACAGAGAGCUUCGCCAUGAAGUUCACCACGUACGCGUCGGUCAGCUUGGACUUUGUCUUCGUCCUUCUGGUCGUCGUCCUGAACGGUUUCAUUAUUGACCUCCUCUGGAAGCACAGCCGGAAAGUGAAGGCUGCUUCCUCGGUCACCAACAGCGGCUGGAACAAACACACCGCCCAGGCCACCAAAAUCCUGCUCUCGCUGUUGUCCAUCUAUGUGGUCUGCUGGAUAUCCAAUGACAUCGUCUGGAUUGCCAUUGUCUCAGGAUACAUCAAAAACAGUUUCGAAAACAGCAUCCUCAAUGCCCUCUACGGCGUCCUGUCUUCCAUUUAUUACUCAGCCAGUUCAUUUGUUGUGGUGCUUGGAUACAGGAAAGUCCGAGAAUACCUGAUGGAAGCCUGCUGGUGCUUGAGGUGUGCAAGACCCACCAUGGUUGAGAGAUUGACUUAG
Molecule: messenger RNA, 963 nt
Organism: Eublepharis macularius
Lineage: Eukaryota; Metazoa; Chordata; Lepidosauria; Squamata; Eublepharidae
Product: vomeronasal type-1 receptor 92-like
Exons: 1
Coding region: 1-963 (320 amino acids)
Biological process (GO): G protein-coupled receptor signaling pathway
Cellular component (GO): membrane
Molecular function (GO): pheromone receptor activity
Source: RefSeq, a predicted model, not a curated record